AUGCAUGAAAUGACACAAGACGCAAUGACCUAUGUCCGUCAUUGUGGGAGGCCUGAUUUGUUCAUCACGUUCACAUGCAAUCCGAAAUGGGUUGAAAUCACACGCGAACUUUUUCCAGGCCAGCAGUACUCACACCGCCCUGACCUAAUUGCCCGCGUUUUCCGGUUACAGCUGCGUAAGCUUAUGGAUUUGAUCCUUAAAGGGCAAGUCUUCGGACGCGCCAAGUGUCAUAUGUACACAGUGGAAUGGCAGAAACGCGGUUUGCCUCAUGCCCACAUUCUGCUGUGGCUCAACGAUAAGGUUGACGCAAACAAAAUAGACGAUUUUAUUUCUGCUGAAAUUCCGGAUCUAGCGCUGGAUCCUUUUCUCCACGAAAUCAUUAAAAAAAAUACACAACCCCUGUGGCGCGAAUUACGAAAAAAGGUCAUGUUGGUCAAGCGGCCCCACUUGCACAAAGGGUUACCCCCGUAA
Molecule: messenger RNA, 471 nt
Organism: Acanthosepion pharaonis
Lineage: Eukaryota; Metazoa; Mollusca; Cephalopoda; Sepiida; Sepiidae
Source: the annotation of a GenBank genome assembly